AUGAAUUCUCCACAAUCGACAAGUUUCGCCGCCUCUGAGUUUAUCACUGAAAACCCUGGAAAGCCAGUUCGCCAGAAGCCCGUCCGAAGACGAGGCAUGAAUGACCAGAUAAAAUGGGUCAGGUCAUGGAUGGCCAAACUACCUCAAGGAGAUGAGGACUGGGACAACAACAGGCCUUCGACUGCGGAGGACAUUUUACGUUUGCAUAGUCGGCUGACCAUCUCCCACGUCGGAUCACGACGAAACAUGGACUGGCAUACUCUCCUCGAUACUUACGCUGCUGCCUCCAAGGACUUUGAACCUGGAAGAGAGACUCAGACACAUUGCAUGGUCAUGGUCGCAUUGUGUCACGUAGCUCAUAGUCAAGGCCUCACAACGGACGAGGUAAUGACGGCCAUGGCGAAAUGCGUCAGUGGAGGAAGCGAUACACUAAGAUCGAAGCGAUUCGCGCUGCCAAAAACAAAUACAGAGGGCCCUAGAGCCGGGCCAGACGAGGGCGAAGGCAAAGGCGAAAUCGAAGGCGAAAUCGAGAUCGAAGUCAAGUUUAAGGGCAUCAACAACAAGAUCGACAAGCAGCCCAGAGAGCAGUGA
Molecule: messenger RNA, 591 nt
Organism: Fusarium poae
Lineage: Eukaryota; Fungi; Ascomycota; Sordariomycetes; Hypocreales; Nectriaceae
Exons: 2
Coding region: 1-591 (196 amino acids)
Source: RefSeq, a predicted model, not a curated record